Messenger RNA from Hansenula anomala, 1470 nucleotides. RefSeq names its product histone deacetylase (gene HOS3). Gene Ontology annotation, cellular component: nucleus. NCBI's taxonomy places the organism in Eukaryota, Fungi, Ascomycota, Saccharomycetes, Phaffomycetales, Wickerhamomycetaceae. The record is from RefSeq and is a predicted model, not a curated record. Gene Ontology annotation, molecular function: histone deacetylase activity. The annotation marks the transcript as partial. The transcript has a single exon.
GACUCCUUGGAGAACUUCAAGAGCCAAUUUAUUGAAUUUCUCUCAAAUAAUCCACACAUUGUUACCAAUUCAAAGUUUGUUCCAAGUGAGGAAAAGGCAUUGAUCAUUUUAUCACCUUUAUCUGUUAAGCACUCGUUUGGUAGAACGUGGGUAACAAAAAGCUAUGUAUCAACAAUUGUUGAAAGACCACAAAGAUUGUUGGCCUGCUCACUUGGAAUUGCUGCAGCUCUAUCUAUGUAUCCCUCCAAUUAUACCCUACUUUCCUCUACAAAAAAAUCACCAUUGCAUAGUCCUCAUGUGUUGAAGAUUCAUGGUAAAAACUGGCCAGCAGAUCUUGAGAAAAUUUGCAAAGAAAGUGAAGCAAAACUUGCUAAAGGAGAAGUCGAAGUUCCAGCAGAUUGGAAUAGUGGUGACAUUUACUUAACUAAGGAUACUUUGGAUGCAAUCUCUGGUGUUAUUGGAUCUGUGGAGACUGCAGUUGAUCACAUUUUCAAGCAAGACGGUGAAACCCCAAAAAGGGCAUUUGUUGCAAUUAGACCACCAGGCCAUCAUAGUCAUCCAUGUGUUCCUUCUGGAUUUUGUCUUUUGAAUAACGCUCAGAUUGCUAUUGAAUAUGCUGCAUCCUCCCAUGAUGUUACACAUGCUGUUAUUCUUGAUAUCGACCUCCAUCAUGGAGAUGGUACACAGGACAUCUGCUGGCAAAAAGCUGGAUUUGAACCUGACUUUGGUGAAUCUGCAGCAGGUUAUGUUGAUGAGGAAGAUGAUGGUAUUAAAAAAGAAGCUAAUGAUCCAAAAGUUGGAUAUUUUUCAUUACAUGAUGUAAAUUCUUUCCCUACUGAAUUGGGUUAUGCAACUUCUGGAAACAUUAAGAACGCAUCAACGUGUAUCAUGGCCCAUGAUUUAGCUAUUUGGAAUGUUCAUUUACAACCAUAUGAUAAAGAAGAAGAUUUUUAUAUUGCUUACCAAGAGAAAUACACUCAACUGCUUAAAAAGGCAGAUGAAUAUUUAUCAAAUGCUAAGUUAGAUUAUGAAAGAAGUAAAUCAAAAUCACAUGGGAAGGAACCACACCCUCCAUUCAAAGCUCUCGUUGUUAUAAGUGCUGGUUUUGAUGCUUCGGAAUAUGAAGUUCAUACAAUGCAACGUCAUGGAGUCCAUGUGCCAACUUCUUUCUACUCAAAAUUCACAUCAGAUGCUGUUAAAUUAGCAAACAAACAUUCGAAUGGUGUUUUACUUUCACUAUUGGAGGGUGGGUACUCCGAUGGAGCUCUAACAUCUGGUGUUUUCUCUCAUUUAAUUGGUUUACAAUGUCAAAAAUGGGACCAUGGCUGGGGGAAUCAAGAAGUUGUUAAAGAAUUAGUUAAAGGCUGUAAGCCAAAAUGGACACCUUUGAAAACUCCAAAUACUGACAUUAAACAGUGGGCAAAUCAAGUUUGUAAAUUGGGAAGAUCAAUGUUACCUGAAGCUAUUAUA